AGAGCUGCAGCCUCCUCUGCUCCCCUCCACACUGGCAUGGAUUCAAGUGUUUGGAGCGAGUGCCUGUAUUCCACCAACAUCUGCCUCGAUGGCGGCACUGCACAGCAUCUCUCCUCUUUCCCACCUGAACCUGUGCCUUCAAAUUCAGAUGCAUCAGGUGCUUUUGUGACUUUUGCCAAAGACGAUGAGAACAUGAAGGUGGAGAGUGGUUAUUACAGCAGAGGUGAAGCUGGGUCGAGCUUGAUCCGUUCUGGCUCGGUGGAGCUCGAUGGCCCCUGCUCUUUAAGAAGGCACCUGUCUCCUUCAGCCGGUUCUUGCGGUCAUCACGACAGGAAUCUAAGCAGUGGACGUCAAGCGAAGCGUGCCCGAGUAGAAAAUAUCAUCAAAGGCAUGACCGGCUGUCCAGGCAUGCACUUCCCAGACGUGACGGCAAGUCAGCAUGAGUGGGCAGACUGCGAGCAAGGAAGAGGAAGGAUUGGAGGACUGUCUUUGCAUCAGGAGCACAUGGAAACAAGGGGAUCUGGUGGUGGAAGUCCCAAGAAGCAGCUUGAGAGUCAGCAGCACCUCCAACAGCUCAGAAAAGAGUUCUACCAAAUCGAUAAAGUAACCGAAAGCACAGAAAACAGUGAAGAAAAGUACCAUACUCCUGACACAUCGCCAAGGGAUGCAUUAACCGAUUCAUGCCAUGAGUUUGAGAGCAGCUCAAGUCGAGAACAUCAAGGCUGUAAAAAAGUGAAGCUGAUGAGCCACCUCCAAACCAAACCUGAGAGAAUCAAGCUAAUGGCAGAUGUCUUAAAGUACGAGCUGUCCAGGGCCGUCAGCAGGAGUGUUGACUCCGUUUUUAGAAGUAUGCCGCUUCUACAGACAUCACCAACCCAAGAGGGUGAAGAGACAGAUGUAUCUCUUCAUUCAUCAGCGUGUGAAGAUAAGAAAAUGGAACUUUCAUGUUGUGGGAACACAAAGGUGCAUGUUCCAGAUGUCCAAACCGAAGCUCUGUCCCUGGUUGUGCAAAAGCCUCGAUUGGAAACACCCGACAAACUCAUCCUCCAGCCCAGACCGAGGGCUCGUCCAAAACCGGCGGUGCCCUUCGGUCAUGACUCCGCUCUGACUCUGUCACAGAAGGAUCACAACGUUGCACUCAGCUGGCUGCAAGACGGGUCCUCUGAAGUCGGCCAAGCAAAGUUUGAGAUGCUGGACGCGCGUUGGACUUCAGUCAAAGUGAGAUCGAAGGUCAACUCUAGAUCUGCGAGAAGCUCACAGACUCGCUGUGUGGAACCAACGCUUUUAGAAAACCUGUGCUUUCCUCAGGUCAAGAUGGAGUCCGACAGUCUGGUCAUGCUGAACGAGGGUCUGACGACAAAACAUCUGCAGAAAGCAAAGCUGAUGUUCUUUUACACCCGCUACCCGAGCUCGCUGGUACUGAAGAUGUGUUUCCACGACGUGCAGUUCACGCGCUGCAUCACCUCUCAGCUCAUCAAGUGGUUCAGCAACUUCAGGGAGUUCUACUACAUCCAGAUAGAGAAGUUUGCCCGCCACGCCCUCGUGGACAGAGUGGCCGACGUGAGGGCUCCGACUGUGGGGAGAGAAUCAGAACUUUUCAGGACUUUGAAAGUGCACUACAACAAAACCAGUGACUUCCAGGUCCCAGACAGAUUCCUGGAAGUUGCUGAGAUCACACUAAGAGAAUUCUACGUUUCCAUUUCAAUGGGCAAAGAUCGUGAUCCAUCCUGGAAGAAAGCAAUCUACAAGGUGAUCUGUAAACUGGACAGCGAUGUACCGACUGAAUUCACAAGUCAUCACUCUGGAUAAAAGCAAACAAGAACUUGGAGCUUGAUACACGUGGCAGACCAAUCAACGGCUGCGUUUCUUGUGUCCAUGGCCGGCCGCUAUUGUUGGAUCGUGAAGUGGUUGGACGUCAUAUGUACUUUGCUAUAUCAGACAUAUUGUAUAGCAAUACUACAUAUUUUGUACAAUGUAAAACUGUUUCAUCACAACGUGCAACAGAGGAGACAGCUUCUGGUUUUUGAGACGCAUUCGUAUUUAAUGAGUACAAAAUAAGGUCCACACCACAUCAGAAAAAAUAUAUUUAAUAAUCAGCAGAGCUCAUUGUUGUCACAGAGUAUUUAGCAUGGAAGUUACAUGAAUUUAAAAGUGAUUUAAAGAUUUUUUUUAUAUCCCACCCAGUCCUUGCGAACUGUGGGAAAAUAAGUGUUUCUUUCUCUCUUCUCUACUCACCACACGGCUCCACUCUUCACGUCCCAGACAUCUCAAUGGUUGGUGGGACCAGUGAAUAUCAACCAUCGUCUUCAUCAUUCGCGACAAGUUUUCACUGCUAACGGAUGCUUGCUUUGUCUUCAUUGUUGAUUCUCCAUGACAAAAAUUUCUGAUGUGUAGAAAAUUCUGGAUUCUCAAGUACUUUGUGGAUGUAAAAUUUAUUUAAGAAAAUAUCGACACUUACUUAUAUGAUGUAUAUUACAACACUUAAUGUUCGUGUGCGAUGUGCUCAAAAGCAUUUGUAUUGAGCAGUUACUCGCAAGAAAAUCGAAUAUAAAA
Messenger RNA from Pleuronectes platessa (European plaice), 2553 nucleotides. Its product is annotated as prospero homeobox protein 1. The transcript is spliced from 5 exons. Gene Ontology annotation, biological process: regulation of transcription by RNA polymerase II. Gene Ontology annotation, cellular component: nucleus. Gene Ontology annotation, molecular function: RNA polymerase II cis-regulatory region sequence-specific DNA binding; DNA-binding transcription factor activity, RNA polymerase II-specific. NCBI's taxonomy places the organism in Eukaryota, Metazoa, Chordata, Actinopteri, Pleuronectiformes, Pleuronectidae. Bases 37 to 1809 code for a protein of 590 amino acids. The record is from RefSeq and is a predicted model, not a curated record.